Hemiscyllium ocellatum (epaulette shark) is the source of this 1217-nucleotide messenger RNA. Its product is annotated as protein lifeguard 2-like. Lineage: Eukaryota; Metazoa; Chordata; Chondrichthyes; Orectolobiformes; Hemiscylliidae. Gene Ontology annotation, cellular component: membrane; Golgi apparatus; endoplasmic reticulum. Gene Ontology annotation, biological process: negative regulation of apoptotic signaling pathway. Bases 1 to 1038 code for a protein of 345 amino acids. The transcript has 12 exons. The record is from RefSeq and is a predicted model, not a curated record.
AUGGUGAUAUUGCGGAUGAGCUUGGAUAGCCAGGCAAUAGCACAGCGUGAGGGGGAAUAUGAAAUACUUUGGCUGGAAUUGUUUGUGACGGAAAGCAUUCUGGAGGUGGGCAGAAAUACACUUUUUUCCACAAGUAAAACCUCAAAUCCAGAAGGCGAACAGCGAGGGCCUGAGAAAAGAGAACCCAUGUCAGCAUCAACUGCUCCUCCCACUUAUGAGGAGGCAACCUUGGGGGCUAAGAAUAACAGUCCAUCGCCAUCGGCACCUAUGCACCCCAGCUGGGCCUAUGUAGAUCCAAGCCGCAGCCCAAGUUAUGGAAGUGCAAGUUUCUCUGGUGAGAGCGAGCUGUUUUCCUCAUUCAGCUGGGAUGAUAAGAAUGUUCGGCGGGUUUUCAUUAGGAAGGUCUACAUCAUCUUGAUGAUUCAACUCUCCUUCACGGCUGGUGUUAUUGCUCUGUUCACCUUCUGUGACCCUGUCAAGAUUUACAUUCAGGCACGUCCUGGCUGGUACUGGGCUUCAUAUGCUGUCUUCUUUGUUACCUAUAUGACCCUGGCCUGCUGCCCUGGACCAAGGAGGUAUUUUCCAUGGAAUCUGAUCCUGCUCGGCAUUUUUACUCUGGCCAUGUCUUACAUGACAGGAAUGAUGUCAAGCUUCUACAAUACGAAAUCGGUUCUGCUUUGCUUCACCAUUACGGCACUUGUGUGUUUGGCAGUUACAAUAUUCAGCUUUCAAACUAAGUUUGACUUUACUUCGUGCCAUGGGGUUCUGUUUGUGCUGCUGAUAGUCCUUUGCAUCAGUGGCUUGGUCCUGGCGAUUGUGUUACCAUUUCAGUAUGUUCCUUGGCUUCAUGCAGUGUAUGCAGUGCUUGGCGCAAUCAUUUUUACAAUGUUCCUGGCCUUUGACACACAGCUGCUAAUAGGGAAUCGCCGGUACGCAAUCAGCCCUGAGGAGUACAUCUUCGGGGCACUGAAUAUCUACCUGGACAUCAUUUACAUCUUCACCUUCAUGCUGCAGAUUUUUGGCUCCAACAGAGAAUAAGUCAGUCAGAAUGAAUGGUCUCUGUUCAACAUAGACCACCAGCCACAAGAAUAUCAGCCACAGGAGCACCUAAAGUUACAGCAAGUAGAGUUGCUGAGAGAAUCCAUUCACUCCAUCUUGUCCAGUAACUCAUUGGUAUUAGAAUUCUUUUGUGUUAACAUACUGUCAAUCUAGUGUAA